This is a messenger RNA of Scleropages formosus (Asian bonytongue), 1386 nucleotides long. It is a transcript of the gene nelfe, whose product is annotated as negative elongation factor complex member E. The coding region runs from base 86 to 1195 and encodes 369 amino acids. Gene Ontology annotation, molecular function: RNA binding. Lineage: Eukaryota; Metazoa; Chordata; Actinopteri; Osteoglossiformes; Osteoglossidae. Gene Ontology annotation, cellular component: NELF complex. The transcript has 11 exons. Gene Ontology annotation, biological process: negative regulation of transcription elongation by RNA polymerase II. The record is from RefSeq and is a predicted model, not a curated record.
UGUUGUGGAAGGAGGCAGAGCUACUGCUGCAGCGCCGUCCACAAAGAAAGAGGGGAAAAGUGUGAUUUCCACUAGCCAGGCCAAGAUGGUGGUGUUUCCCAGUUCUCUGACAGAAGAAGAAGAGUCUCUGCAAAAGAAAUAUGCAAAGCUGAAGAAAAAGAAAAAAGCUCUUCUGGCUUUGAAGAAGCAAAGUUCCACUAACCAGGCAAACCAAGGAGGACUCAAACGGACGCUGUCAGAUCAGCCUGUACUGGACACAGCAACGGCCACAGAACAGGCCAAGAUGCUCAUUAAAUCUGGAGCAAUCAGUGCCAUCAAGUCUGAGACAAAGAACUCUGGAUUUAAACGGUCCCGUACACUGGAGGGAAAACUCAAGGACCCAGAGAAAGGUCCUAUCCCAGCCUUCCUGCCGUUCCAAAGGAGCAUCUCCACUGACGAAGAACCUUCCGAGUCUGGCAAAAGGACCCACAGAAAAUCUCUCUAUGAGAGCUUUGUGAGCUCUGCUCAUCGUUCGCGUGAAGAUGAGGACGGAGGAAGUUCCUCUUUCUCCAGCCGUGACGCAGAGAGAGACCGUGACAUGGACAGAGAGAAGGACAGGGACAAGGAUCGUGAGCGCGACCAUGACAGGAGCAGAGAUAGGAGCCGGGAGAGGGGCAGAGACCGUGAUCGAGACAGAGAGAGAGACAGAGACAGGGAUAGGGAUAGAGAUAGAGAUAGGGAUAGAGACAGAGAAAGAGACCGAGACCGAGAUAGGGACAGGGACAGAGACAGGGACAGGGACAGAGAACGGGAUCGAGAACGAGACACCCCAUUCCGACGGUCAGACUCGUACCCAGAGCGAAGGGGUGUAAGGAAGGGGAACACGGUGUAUGUGUACGGCACCGGCCUGGUGGAGGACAGCCUACGUACUGCCUUCUCUAAGCACGGCACCAUCAUUGACCUGUCCAUGGACUCUCCUCGCAACUGUGCCUUCAUUACCUUUGAGAAGAUGGAGUCUGCAGACCAGGCUGUUGCUGAGCUGAAUGGCACUACAGUGGGUGACACCACGAUCAAAGUGAGCAUCGCCCGGAAACAACCCAUGUUGGAGGCAGCCACAGGAAAGUCCCUCUGGGCCUCUUUGGCUGUGCAGAACAGUGCAAAGGGCUCGUAUCGUGAUAAGAGAAACCAGGUGGUGUACAGCGAAGACUUCCUCUGAAACACGUGAGAAGGAAAAACUGCACCGCUAAAUUAAUAUGUAAAAAUAGUUAAUGUAAAUUAGGUUUAGUGUUGGCUUCAGCUUCAGUUUGAAUACACUUUUCCAUGCUGUUCAAGUUAUUAAUGUGUAGUAAAAAAAAAAGUGUAUUAAUCUUUUUGAUAUCAGCUUUGUGUAUUUAAAACUUGAGGGAA